CAGACGGACAGCAAACGAGCAGGGCAGGGCAGGGCAGCCGUGGACCGGACGUUGCAGAGGGAGGCAGAAGAAGCGACAGCUGGCGGGCAGCUGAGCAACCUACGCUGAGGCCCGGCGAUAACUGGAAGACGGUAAGGUUAGAGGUAAGGAGGUGCCACUGCCCGGAACCUGAACGUCACCUGCAAGCAGCCUGGAGCGGAGGGGCCGCCUGCGGGCAGUGAACAGCACCUACCGAACAGGCCUACAGCACCUCCCGUCGAGGCACUUUAGGUUCAGGCAUGGCCCGCGUCGGCCAACAGCUGGCGGCGGCCGCCCGUCGCCUGUUCUGCCUGCACACGCCAGGUGGCGACAGGGACGACGAGGCCACGCGAAGCAGCCAUAACCACAAACGGGACCCCGUCACGCAUGCAAACGCCGACUCCUCGCAAACAACAACCACCGCCGCCACCACCCUUCUUCCCUCCUCGUCCGCCCCAGCAAACCACACGACAACACCAUCAACCACCAUCACCACCACCGCAACCAGCACCGCUCACGCAGCAGCACAGAGCGAUCCCAUACAGCACCAGCCCCAUCGAAGCGUGACGACCGCAGCGGGUCAGAGCGUAGACAACGACACCAUGGCCGACUACCGUGACGACGACGAUCACAACAAGGAGAAUGCGCCCCCCGGUGCUUCCUCUUCUGCCAGACGAGCCCCUCGCGGGGUGGCGGACAUCACCCCCGUCCUGGGAGAGCUGAGCCUCGGAAAGCAAGGCGACGACAAGCUCGCGCCCAAGGUCACCCGACCUCUCGACAACGACCCUGAGGCUGUCCGCGUGCGCGAGCAGAACCAGUUCUUCAUCAACGAGGCCCUCGAAAUGGCCCGACUCGCCCUUCGCACCAACGAGACCCCCGUCGGGUGUGUCCUCGUCCACGAGGGCAAGAUCAUCGCCAAGGGAAUGAACGCCACCAACGUGACGCGCAACGGCACGCGCCAUGCCGAGCUCAUGGCCAUCUCGUCGCUGCUCUCGACCCCGAGCCCUACUGGCCCCAAGACCACGUCUCUGAAGCCGUGGAUCCCGCCUAAGCCGGAGGAGGCAGAGAAGGACAAGAAGCCGGCCGCCGAUGGCGAGGCAAAGGUUGAAACGAAGGAGCCUGUCGACACUGCAAAGGCACCUGUCGACAUUGCAAAGACUCCCAUCGAUACUGCAAAGCCACCUGUCAACACUGGAAAGACUCCCAUCGACACCGCGAAUGCCUCUGCGGAUGUUGACACUGAAAAUGAUGCCAAUAACGCAGACGCGCCUCCUGACGACGCCGGAGGCAAAAAGGCGCCCUCCGUCUCGUCAGAGCAACGCCGACCCGACGAGGGCAACGAAGACGGCAGCAAGGGUCAUCUCUACCCGUAUGGACAGAGAUUCGUCGGCUUUGAACGCGUCGAUCCCAAGAUUAUUAGCGAGUGCGUUCUCUACGUGACCGUCGAGCCAUGCGUCAUGUGUGCGUCUCUCCUCCGCCAGUUCGGCAUCAAAAAGGUAUACUUUGGCGCCGUCAACGACAAGUUCGGCGGCACGGGCGGUGUCUUCAGCAUCCACGCCAACUCGCUCCCGGUCAGUGAGGACGGUCAGACCGCCUCGGCCCACCCCCUGCCGCGCGAGCCGCAGUCCCAGCUGCCCGAUAGCAGCGACACGCUGGGAAUGUCGUACCCGCCCGGCGGCGGCGACGGCGGCAACGUUGAGCCAGGAUUUGAGAUUGAGGGCGGCUGGGGCCGUGACGAGGCCGUGGGCCUGCUUCGCCGUUUCUACGUUCAGGAGAAUGGGCGUGGUGAGUAGUCAUGUUCCCGGGCUGUGCCCACUCCCCUAUAGCACGAGUUCUGACAUGUCCAGCCCCUGUGCCUCGCAAGAAAGAGGGGCGCGCCGCCCGCUUGGCUGCUAUGAUGGAAAAGGAUGGUAAUGUUUCUUCUUCGACUUUGGGGGAGGGUGCCGCCGAAUCGCCGGACGGCGACGCGGUUGGCUACGAGUCCCUCGGCGACUCUAAUAAGGAAAACGAAGAUCACCUGGGCGAUGAUGACAUUUACGAGGACGACGGCGACUACCUCGGUAUGAUGGCUGGCGGGAUGGCGCGCCACAACGCGGGCAUGGGCAUGUGAAAUCGGCCCCCGGAUUUUCGUUGAGACAACAUUGCUGUAGGAUGGAAGUGGCAUCGUGGUGCGUGUUGCUUUUUUUGCUUGCUUGGGAGGGAGAUACCCGAAAUGUACACCACGAGGCAAGACGCGGCCUGAACUGGAGGGCUACGUGUAAUAGAUACUAGAUGAUUGUGCGC
Messenger RNA from Purpureocillium takamizusanense, 2301 nucleotides. It is a transcript of the gene TAD2, whose product is annotated as tRNA(adenine34) deaminase, variant 2. Bases 279 to 1811 code for a protein of 510 amino acids. Lineage: Eukaryota; Fungi; Ascomycota; Sordariomycetes; Hypocreales; Ophiocordycipitaceae. The record is from RefSeq and is a predicted model, not a curated record. Gene Ontology annotation, biological process: tRNA wobble adenosine to inosine editing. Gene Ontology annotation, cellular component: nucleus; cytoplasm. Gene Ontology annotation, molecular function: tRNA-specific adenosine-34 deaminase activity. The transcript is spliced from 2 exons.